Messenger RNA from Neopsephotus bourkii (Bourke's parrot), 2305 nucleotides. RefSeq names its product MOB kinase activator 3C (gene MOB3C). Gene Ontology annotation, molecular function: protein kinase activator activity. NCBI's taxonomy places the organism in Eukaryota, Metazoa, Chordata, Aves, Psittaciformes, Psittacidae. The record is from RefSeq and is a predicted model, not a curated record. Gene Ontology annotation, biological process: positive regulation of protein phosphorylation; signal transduction. The coding region runs from base 109 to 762 and encodes 217 amino acids. The transcript is spliced from 3 exons. Gene Ontology annotation, cellular component: nucleus; cytoplasm.
GACUAAAAUUUGCCUCUUUCUACUCACAGAUACCUCCACCUCUGAAGACCCCAGCUUUGGGUUUGACGCUGCACUGAGCCUCUGCCCUCACCCUGGCCACCCCUACCCAUGAUGGCAUUGUGUCUCAAGCAAGUCUUCAACAAAGACAAAACGUUUCGACCCCGAAAGAAGUUUGAGCCAGGCACCCAGCGCUUUGAGCUGUACAAGAAAGCCCAGGCCUCCCUCAAGUCUGGGCUGGACCUGAAAUCAGUGGUGCAGCUGCCUCCCGGUGAGAGCAUCAAUGACUGGAUCGCAGUGCAUGUGGUGGACUUCUUCAAUCGCAUCAACCUCAUCUACGGCACCAUGUCGGAGUACUGCACGGAAAGGAGCUGCCCCAUCAUGUCUGGUGGACUCAAGUACGAGUACAGGUGGCAGGAUGAUAGCAAGUACAAGAAGCCAACCAAGCUGUCGGCUCCGCAGUACAUGUGUAUGCUGAUGGACUGGAUCGAGAUGCUCAUUAACAACGAGGACAUCUUCCCCACCAGAAUAGGUGUUCCCUUCCCCAAGCAGUUCCAGCAAGUUUGCACUAAGAUCCUCACCCGGCUCUUCCGUGUCUUUGUCCAUGUCUACAUCCACCACUUCGACAGCAUCAUCAACAUGGGUGCUGAGGCUCAUGUCAACACCUGCUACAAGCACUUUUACUACUUCAUCAGGGAGUUCAGCCUCGUUGACCAUCGGGAGCUGGAGCCUUUGAAAGAAAUGACAGAACGAAUUUGCCACUGAAGCAUUUUGGCAGGUGAACUCAGCUGGCUCAUUUGGAGUCUGAUGGGACAAGGCACCCUGUGGUAGAAGACCUCUUCCUGUGGACUUGCUCUGGGCAUUUCAACUCAAUGAACUAUGAACGCUGCAGAAGAGCCUCUUCAGGCCACGGCCAAAGCCUAAGCUUGCCAAGCACCUCUGGACAGAAGUUUUGGGAUUUUUUGUUAUAGAUCCCAGUCUCUGUUGUAUGGCUCCUGCCAAGGAAAGCCACUGACUUACUGGAGAACAAGGCAAGUUUGGUUGAUGUUUGCACACUCCAGUUUCUAUGAGUGAAUUCUGUGUUUGCUAACAUCCCCUCAGCUACCCUUCCUCUUGUUUUGUGCUCAUCUACACUAUCUCCAAAUGUUUCAUCAGUGAUUCCUGCCCUGUGAGCAGGUAUGAACUUGGCUAAUGAGUAAUGCCUCUUACAUUCCCACAUGCAGUGGGUUUGUGGUAACAUCCAAGAUGUUAUCUUGGAUAACAAAGUUGGUGACAUUCGAUCCAAGCUGCCUUCAUGUGGUUAGUUGCUGAUGUACCAUUUUUAACCACAAGCUAUGAAUGUCUCUCAUUCUGCCCUAAUUCAUGCUUUACCAAAAGGACCAUUUUCCCCUGCAAGGGAUUUUUCAUGUUUGGCAGAGGGACUUCAUGAUGUUCUAAGAUGUAUCCAACACUGCCUGGACCAGUGGCAAGGUGGCCCCAUGACAGAGGAGGUGAACAAGGCCACUUUUCAUCGUGAUCAGCACAGUCUACCUGAGAAAGACUCAGAAAGUGGAGGAAGUUGUUGCCAGAAAACCUGAUUUUCAAUAUGUCAGCAUUUCCUGACAUGUUGUUUUGUCUCAAAAGCAGCAGAUGCUGGCUGCAGAAAUGGAUGUUUUUCCAUUUUCCAACUCUACAGUAUAGUAAAUCAGGUGAAGAAGGAUUUUGAGAUACCUAAUCUACCCAGCUCUUGCAAAAAAGCAAGAACAGUCCUUCUUAAACCCUUUUGACCGUUUGAAAGCACACUGUUGCUACCUGGUCUGCACCAUUAUUCCUCUGAAUGGUAUCACAUCUCAAAAUUUCCUUCUCUUCUGCUUGCAACUCCUGAUAACUAAAGUCCCAUUUGUCUUUUCACAAGAGCUGAAGUCUUUUUUCUGUUUUAGGGAGUUAAAAUCAAACUGUCUGAGCCACUGCAUUAUGUUUGUAUUUCCUGCCCUUCUGGGAAGGUUCUGUAUACCAGACACAGCUGAUAUUUAUAAUCUGGGGUUUGCCCAUUUUUGGGAUGGGGGGAGGGAUGUGGCUGGAAAAUGUAAAUAUUUAGGCUAACAUUAAGGUGCAUAGGUGAAUUUUUAGUGCUCAAAGCACUUAUUUUGUUGUGAAAAUCUAUUUUUUUUAAGCUUAUGUACCAGAUAUAUAUUUUUACAUGGAAAUAAAAGACAGCAAAAUGGACACAAAAACACCUCAUACAUCAUUCAAAUAUUUUCUAUGUAAAAUAAUUGGUAAAAGUCUAGAUAUUUUUCUUCUGUUCCUAAUUAAAGAGAAGUUAAUAAGC